Molecule: messenger RNA, 1696 nt
Organism: Marmota monax (woodchuck)
Lineage: Eukaryota; Metazoa; Chordata; Mammalia; Rodentia; Sciuridae
Gene: CUNH22orf15
Product: chromosome unknown C22orf15 homolog
Exons: 7
Coding region: 471-1088 (205 amino acids)
Source: RefSeq, a predicted model, not a curated record
ACACACCUCUUCCAGCUUGGGCCUCUUCCUGAUAACCGAUGUGGUCUCCGACUCUUUCAUCUGAGCACCCCUGAACCCCUGGUCUCGAGCCCCCACUGUGGGCGGGACCAGAACCCGGCCUCAAGGAAUGCCCGCCCCUUCAGGUCCGUUACCGGGAUACUGGGGCUAAGGCAUUUCCUGCCUGGAGGUCUUGGCGACUCCCGCUGCCUUGGAGACCUGCUUGGGAGCUAGGGGACGCUACUCUGGCCCAGCGAGCGGCAGAAGAAAGAGGACAGAGGUCUUGGACUAGUUGAACAAGUGGCUGGCUGAGCAGGGAUCUGGGCUUGGGACCACUCUCCCAUCCACCCGCACUUGUACACACCUCCCCAACCCCACCCCGGAGUAGAUCUGUCCCAGGCAUUUCCCGAGUGAGGAAGUCCAGAGUUGGUGGCUCAAAGCCCCACCAGAUCAGUCUCUUCCCCGCUGCAUCCAUGUUUGUCACGGUGAUGUUUGGAGUUCCUAGAUCAGGGCUGGGGUCUGGCCCGUGUGGGAACCUUGAGUUGUGCGCCCCAGUUAUCCACAUCUGUCAAGAUGGAUGGAUGUCUGCAAAGAAGUUUAUGCAAAAUUGCCUGGACUACGGUGCCUGGGCCGGCUACGGGGAGCUGGUGAACCCCUGGUGCAGCCUAAUGACCCUCACUGCCCACUUGAAGCAGAGGGGACAGGUCCCCCAAGAUGCCUCUCUCCAUGCCUUCCCAGAAACCAUUGCCCUCUUAGCUGAGGAUGGACAACUUGUGAGCCUAGGUGAGGACCUAGAGGAGAAGACUUCCCCAGCCUCCUCCAAGGGCAGUCCUCUUCUACAGGAACGAGGGACAUAUGUCCUUGUGAAAAUCAUCAGGGGGGAGGAUGGGGCACCUACCCGCUAUGAGUCCCUACUAGAGAACCUGGAUGAUCAGUGUCCGGAGCUGGCAGAGGAGCUGCGCUGGCUAUCAGGCAUCUCCACCAUGGGCAAUGGCCGGAGGAGACGCAUGAGCACUCGGCGUAGCCAUCGAGAACUAGAGCCCCCUUCAAGAGCUGGAAGGGUGAGCUCCCUGCCAUCCAGGACUCGCUAGCUGGUGCCAGGAGCCAGGUCCCUGGACAUACCACAGCCUGGCAUAUCACAGCCAAGUGGACAAGCUGGACUCGGAGUCAAGGGGGCUGGCCGUGACCUCUGACUCAUGUGAUAAGAUGCAAAUAGACAACAGCCCAGCAAGAUUCCUCUGCCCAAUCCGGAAUUACUGAGACCUUGCAUCAUUAAGAGGAGCAAGGUCACAGAAAGGUUGUGAGGCCUCUGAGGGGGAAAGCCCCUAUGAUGUGGGUGCAGAGAAAGGCGCCCAGAGUCAAAAGCACAAAAGGUGCCUUCUACUGAGAAGUAGAAACAAAAGGCUUCUUCUGGGAUUCCAGCCCCCAAAGUCAGAUGCUCUUGAGAUCACCUCUAAUGCCUCAUCACCCGCCUUUGGGCUGCCCAAAGUAGUCCACCCUUGACUGCCCCAAGUACAGAUUAUUACAAGACUCUUCCCACCCUACCCAGGAUGCCUGUUUCAGGUGAUAUACAGCACACUACAGUGAGAUAUCCAUCCAUCUCCCCUAAUCCCAGUUCAUUAGCUAGGGUGCUUCCAGCAGACAGGCCAGCAAGAGGACACACAACAGGCUGUGAUUUAAAAUAAACUCUUUAAUUGCA